GACUGAGCAGCACGCUGCGCAAAAUCGUCACACACGCUGACAUUUGCAGAAGAAGAACAAUAACCAUUUUUAUAACUAGAAAACGUAAUUUGUAUAAAAAAGAAAUAAACGAAUAGUGUAAAGCAAAUGUUUUCUCCCUGCAGCCGGGGGCUUUAGGAAACUGCAAGGAAGUCAUCAUGUGAAGAACAAAACUGUUAAACGGACAAAAGGGCUGGAUUACAAGAAAAAAAGCGAAAGUUAAAAGGGCGUGAGCGGAAUGUCCGUGGAUGAGAAGCCUGAAGCCCCCAUGUACGUGUAUGAGUCGACGGUUCAUUGUACCAAUAUACUCCUGUGCCUGAACGACCAGCGGAAGCAGGAUAUCCUGUGCGAUGUGACUGUCCUGGUGGAGGGAAAGGAGUUCCGUGGCCACCGGGCCGUGCUGGCCGCCUGCUCAGAAUACUUCUUGCAGGCUCUGGUGGUACAGGUCGAGAAUGACUUGGUCCUCAGCCUACCUGAGGAGGUCACUGCCAGGGGAUUCGCCCCAUUGUUGCAGUUUGCCUACACUGCUAAGCUGUUACUCAGCAGAGAAAACAUUCAGGAGGUCAUCCGCUGUGGCAAAUUCCUGCGCGUGCACAACCUGGAGGACUCGUGCUUUCGCUUCCUGGAGGCCCAGCUCCGCAGUGAGGAGGAUGGCCUGCUGCUGUGCCACAAGGUGGCGCCGGCCGAGGGCAACCACAAGACCGAGGACGAGAACAUGCAGUCUGAGACAACAACAAAGGCAGCCUCCCCCCAGGCACGCCGGCACUCUCAAGCCCUUUCCUCCUUGCGGCGCGCCCCGGACAAGGACCGGCUACCCGUGGCGGUGCCCAGUGACUUCAGCAACGUACGACUGGACUUCGACAGACACGGAGCAUCCGACCUCCCCUGCUGCCCCAAAUACAGGAAAUACCAGUGGGCCUGCAACAAGCACAAUAACGACACCUCCUCACACACCAGUACCUCAGGUUUACCAAGCACAUUAUUAUUAAAGGAGACCAGCGGUGGCAUCAGCGGCGGGGCGGUCCGGGGCCAGAGCAUGUCGCCGGUGGCAGACAUCAAAGUGGAGCCGCGGGCAGAGGAAGAGGCCAUCUCGCUGUGCCUGUCAGGGGACGAGCAGGGCGGCCUGGACAAGGAGACAGGCAUGGAGAUGGACAGUGUCCCAGUGUUGUCCGCCUCCUCCGCCAAGAGGAGCAAGUCCCCCACCUGCCUCCGCGCCUUCUUCAAAAAAGGAGCAGACCUGCCGGGUCUGCCCAACGUGUCGCAGCAGCUAUUUGCCAACAGACUCGCCAGCGUCUGCCCCCAAGACAAAGGAACCACUCUGGAAGAUCACAAAACAAAAGACUUCAGGCCUCUCAAUUCUGGGGAGCUGGGCCUGUCUGUUACAUCCCUGAAGGAGGUAGACGGCUCCCCUCUGAGGCUCUCGUCGCUGAAGUCCACCUCCUGCGACGGCGUCUGCAAACAGGAAGUGGAGCUGGACCGCCGCAGUGUCAUCUUUUCCUCCUCAGGGACCUGUGACCGUCUGGGCUCCCCGGCGCAUUCUUACCCCGGUGGGAGCUCUUUAGAGAUGGAGCUCUCGGAGCACACGUCAAUGGGCCUGUGGGCUGGUGCCAGCCAGUCCCUUCCCAGCUCCCAGACCUACUCCCCGAGCAGUGCCCCCUCCCUCGCCUCCGCUACCACCGAGCCCCCGCCGGUCCUUUGUCGCCCGCUGCCAAACACCAGCUGCCCAGUGCCAAUCAAGGUGUGCUCGCGCUCGCCGCCCUCUGAGACCCGCACACGGACCUCCAGCUCCUGCUCCUCCUACUCCUACGCGGAGGACGGGAGCGGCGGCUCACCCUGCAGCCUGCCCCAGUUUGAGUUCUCCUCCUCGCCGUGCUCCAACGUGGCGCUCCGCCUCGCCGCCGACCAGCAGGAACAGGGCGUGAUGGGGGGGGACACCCUCUUCAACCAGGUUCGCCCCAAGAUCAAGUGCGAGCAAUCGUACGGCACCAACUCCAGUGACGAGUCGGGAUCCUUCUCCGAGGGUGACAGCGAGUCGUGCCGAGUCGAUCAAGGGCGAGAGGUAAAACUUCCUUUCCCUGUUAAUCAAAUCACAAAUCUUCCACGGAACGACUUCCAAAUGAUGGUAAAAAUGCACAAACUGACCUCAGAUCAGCUGGAGUUCAUCCAUGACAUCAGGCGGCGGAGUAAGAACCGCAUCGCAGCGCAGCGUUGUCGCAAGAGGAAGCUUGACUGCAUCAUGAACCUGGAGUGCGAGAUCAGAAAACUGGUGAAUGAGAAGGACAAGCUACUGACGGAGAGGAACCAGCUGAAGGAGUGUAUGGGCGAGCUGUGGGAGAACUUCUCCUGUCUGUCCCAGGAGGUCUGCAGGGACAGACAGCUGAGUCCGGAGCAGGUCCAGUCCCUGAACCACCACUGCCCUGUCCUGAAGCCCGGCACCACCAACGCCACCACCACUGCCAGCAACGCUGCCUCUAACAGCAUUGACCUCAUCACCCACUCCAGCUCAGCCACCCCGGAGCCCAGCUUCCUCAAGUCCUCCGGGCCCUCAGAGAGCGAGCCUGAUUGGGCCAUGGGCAACGGGGCUGAUGGGGGGCCAGGUAGCAAUGAGGCGGAGGGCCAGGAGCCAAGUUUAUACAUGGAGUCGGGGUUCUCGUUCAAUGAACAGUCCAAUCAGACGGUGACGGUAGACUUCUGCCAGGAAAUGACUGAUAAAUGUACAACUGACGAACAGCCGAGAAAGGACUGUACUUAGUAAACUGUGGUUUUAAUGUUUUUUAUUAUUUAAUUUCUAGUUUUUAUUUUCUUCUGACAAACCCCUUCCUCUGGGUUGGUGAGAUGUUCAGCCUCUACCAGUGUUCUUUAAACAACAUGUUUUUAUUUAUGUCUUUUUGUUGUCUUUUUAUAGGUUGACACUACAGUUGUCUUAACAACAAUACUGUUCUCCAGGUAUUCUCCUCUCUGUAACCAUGACAGAAUAGGGACUUCCCACACAAAACUCCGCUCACAAUGGUGCUCCACCAUGCCCCGUCAGGAAGCAACCUCUACAGUGGACACACUGUUCUCUAUCUAUAGUCUACUCACAGGGAUGGGCAAAGAUCACAUCUUCAAUUCAAACCUCAAUGGACCUAACAGCAGCACUCUUUGUCUCUCGAUCUACCUACAGUUUCUAUCUCUCUGUCUCCCUCUUUCUUUGUCUUUCUAUUUCUCUCGCUCUCCCUUUCUCUCUCUCUCUCUCUCUCUCUCUGUCUCUCUCUCUCUCCUACUCUGUCUAUUUUCCUAUCUCUAUUUCUACAUCUAACACUUCGGCUCUAUUUCUCUAUCUCACUAUCUUUCUAAUUCUCUCACUCUCGCUUGUGGCUCUUGUCACAGCAAUUCAAACUCAGGAAAAUAUCUUCUGAAUGUUCAACAUGAUUCAUGAAAAUAAGAAUUCAGCUUCUGUGUAUGAGAGGUUUCUGAAGCAGACUGUAAAUGUUCAUAUGCAAAAAUGUCUUUUGUACAGCAAAACGAUGUGUACAGACAGUACCUUAACAUUCCUCCUUUGCCUUCCUCAGCACUGAAACGAAAGAGAAAAACGAACGAUUUGGCGGGUGGUUCCCAAAAAUCUAUGUUCCCACACAUCAGCAAAAUCAUUGUAUUUGGAUGUUGUAAUGGUAACUUUCAAGUGCUGGCUUGGGCAGAACGUAAUAACGUAUAAUGUAUGGCGCAUGGUGACUGUCACAGUAAUAUUGUACAGGUAGUGGCUUAGACAUUUCUUUUUCACUGGGGUUAUAUCAAGUACCUUUUUGCUAAGGGAAAAUAUUUGCUUAGCUUUUUCCUGAUUAAAGGAAAAUUCUUCAUAAAGGUGGGUGUUCUUAAACUCAGGAAAUCAGCUUGACACACACACACACACACACACACACACACACACACACACACACACACACACACACACACACACACACACACACACCCACGGAUGUUGCUGGCGAGGUCAGUGUAAAGUAUGUUAUUAAUCCGUGGCUUGCGCAACAUCCUUUCAAACUUUGACACCUCUUUAAAUGUGAAAAAUAGUUUAGGCUUGUUGUGUUUUUGAGGAAACUUUCUUUCUUUUUAUCAGUAUUUAAAGAUGCUUUAUGUAUGAUGGUGAACCCUCUCUGACACCCUUUGAAUAUCUUCAGUGUUAUGUUUCAAUGUUGUCGAGAAAUUUGACAAUAGACACCUUUUCAAGCUGAGGGACAGAUAUUCUGUCUGUAACAAAAAAAACACACACAAGAUAUUUAUAUUUGACUAAGGAUACUUUCUCCAAUGAAUCUGGGCUCAAGAUCAGGCACUUUCCUUCCAGCACCAGACACUCCAUUGUAACUAGAUCCUAUAGCACUUCAUAGAGGGUCUACGUCAGGUUCAGAACCCUGAAAACACUGAUGCUGGAGCACUUGAAUUGGCACUUAAAACAUCUUAUUGAUAUAAAUAUAUCUAUGAAGACAUUAUAUUCAAAAACCUAAAGCAAUCAGAUGUAUUAUAAAAAAGAAAGCCAACAUAACAUUUAGAGAGUGUUCACAUCUUAUAUUUGUAUUUCUUUAAGAAUGAAUCAUUUAUUUGGGACUUGAGUUCAUGUGAAAGCAUGAUAGUAACAUGUUUGCCCUGAUUUGUUGAAAUCAUAAUAUUCUGUGAUGUGAAUGCAUGCUGCCUGUAUAUUUGACCUAGUUAUUUUGUCUAGCUUAUGUUUGCUUCUAACAAUAGUCCUCAGCUAAAUUAUUUAGUCCAUCUUUAGAUGAACAAUAUUUAAGCAGUAAGGUACCUCGGGGGUUUGUGAUAUAUGGCCAAUAUACCAGAGCUAAGGGCUGUUCUUAGGCAAUGAGGAGUGCCUGGAUACAGCCCCUAGCCAUGGUAUAUUGGCCAUAUAUCACAAACCCCAGAGGUGCCUUAUUGCUAUUAUAAACUGGUUAUCAACAUAAUUAGAGCAGUAAAAUGAAAUGUUUUGUCUUAGCCAUGGUAUACGGUGUGAUAUACCAUGGCUGUCAGCCAAUCAGCAUUUAGGGCUCGAACCACCCAGUAUAUAAUUACAUUUAUAACAUAAAUAUACAGAAAUAAUACUCUUAUCUGUUUAACAGGGAUGUGCUUGAAAAUACAAAAAAUGAGAAAUAGAGACAGAACCUGUCUUUACAGUGAGUGAAUUCAAUUGGAAUAAAAAGCUUUACUCAUAGCUUUAACUAUACAGUGUCGGAAAGAGCGAUAUUAUAAACUGAGUGGUUUGAGCCCUGAAUGCUGAUUGGCUGACAGCCGUGGUAUAUCAAACCGUAUACCGCGGGUAUGACAAAACAUGUACUUUAACUGCUCUAAUUACGUUGGUAACCAGUUUAUAAUAGCAAUAAGGCACCUUGGGGGUUUGUGGUAUAUGGCCAAUAUACCACAGCUAAGAGCUGUAUCCAGGCACUCAGCGUUGCGUCGCGCGUAAGCACAGCCCUUAGCCAUGAUGUAUCGGCCAUAUACCACAACCCCCCCGUGCCUUAUUGCUUAAAUAUACACCUUGAUGACUUUCUGCAAAUUCUUCUUGGCGUUACUCUGUUGCACCCUCUUGGACACAGCUGUGUAAUACUUUCGUCUUGACUGAUAUCGAAAGCUGUUGUGAUAUUAGAGUGCAGCUUUGUAGAAUAUGUCUGUGUUUCGCAGUGUGCUGGUCUGAGUAUUUGACCAUUUAGAUAAGGUUCCCUAAGAUUUUAGUUAGAUCCGUAUACAGUCAUACACAGACAACUAAAACAUGCACCCAAAUAUUAAUACACACACAAUGUAUGUCCAAUGGCGUCUGUUCCCCGGGCACCGAUGACGUGGAUGUCGAUUAAGGCAGCCCCCCGCACCUCUUUGAUUCAGAGGGGUUGGGUUAGAUGUGGAAGAUACAUUUCAGUUGAAUGCAUUCAGUUGUACACCUGACUAGGUAUCCCCCUUCCCUUAUGUAAGGAAGGAGUGUAGAGCAGUUGUACACCUGACUAGGUAUCCCCCUUUCCUUAUGUAAGGAAGGAGUAUAGAGCAGUUGUAAUUGUUGUUUGUGAGGUUCUUCUUCCACUUUGGCUUUUCUCUGAUUCAUAUGAUAUCACUGAAUUGGAACAAUAUACAUCAGUCUCCAUUAUCAGGUACAAAACAGGAAACACAUUUGUCAAAUCAUAUACAAUUCCUACCCAAUAAAUGUACCUUUUCUUUCUCGUUUUUGACGUAAAAGUGGAAAGCAUAAUGGUCCACCAGAAAAGCACACUCUCAUUAGGCUACACUUUGACAAUGUGGGGGAAAAUAGAUUGAAAUUCAUAAAGUUUCUAUUGUCCUCGGCCCAUCAAAGCUAUACCAACAGAUAUCUUUCAAUGUCUGUUGUUAGAUGGCCUUAUAAUGCUAUUAGGAUUAAUAUCGAUGUUAUUCUUUGGAUAGCAAUGAGUGCAUAGCCUAUUUCUGGUUUGUACUGUACGUACAAUAAUUCAUCAUUGUUUAUUCUCUACCUAGAGCCCCAAGAUUGAUAUACAGUAAAGGUUGGCGGAUGCAGAUAGAAGCCCGCUGGGCACAGACAUUAUUUCAACAUCUAGUUUUGAUAUACAUUUGGUUGAGUUGUUGACUUAUGUAAAUGCAAUAUGAAAUCAAUAAAAAACGUUUACCAUGUCAUUGGAUUUAGGUUAAAAGCUGGGUGAAAAAAUGUGCAAAUCCAAUCAGUUUUCCACAUUGAUUCAUUGUCAUCACAUUGAAUUGUUUUGUUGAAAUUACGUGGAAAGAACAUUGAUGCAACCAGUUUUUGCCCAGUGGGAGGUGAUACAAAGUAAUGAGGGGUUUUUAAUGUAGCUCCUUACGCUGGUCAAUUGCCAGUCCAGACCUCUUAGCUCUCUAGUCCUGAGAGAGCUACUCCAUGCUUGCUAUGCUGUAUGGGGUGUUACUAUGGUGACCGAUGGUUGAAAGUAGUACAUGGUCUGGUCAUCUCUACAGUUACCCCAAGCAUUACGGGUCAAAUAAGCUUGUUGUGUGUCAUCAUCUCAUUCACACAGAGAUGUAUCUGGUUGACCUAAACCAGGACUAGUCAUUGGUCUUGUAUAUCGUCUCAGGGUGCCAAGCAUUUUAUUUCUCCAUUUCUGAAUCUGUAGCAGACUUUUGUACUUUAGCUGGUUUCUGGCUGUGCUUGAGUGUCUGAAAGUUUAGCUCACUUCUAACCUCUGGUUUUAUACUCCUGAAGCUAAUUUUUACAAAUGCGGAAUAAUAAGCUUUGCACAAUACAGAUCAAAGUCAUUAAGAGAUGCAGAGAGAGUACUCAAUACAUUGGAGUAAACAUACAUAUAUAUUUGAAUUCUGUUUUGGUAGUAAAUACAAAAAAAAAUUCUCUCUCUCAAGUUCCUUUCCCUCAGCAGUUUUUUACAAGCCAAAACUCAAAAAACAGUAAUGCUAUUUGAUUUGUUAGCUGGCUAUGGUAAUUAGUUGGUGGAUAUUUGUUGUAAAGCUAGAUGAUGCAUUGAAUUCAUGAUCUUUUUCAGAGGCUUUUGUGCUGUAUUCAUUUCUCGUUUUGUUUCACUGUUUUGUUUGUUUUAGUUGUUUUUGUGUGCUGCUUUGAAAGAAAAAACACUGUCUCUCCAACUCCAAAGGUUGUUCUUUUGAAAAGAUGAACAAAGCUGGCCUUUUUCACAAAUUGCUCAACUUUAUAAUAUAAUAUACUGGUAUCCUGAUUGAAUGCACAAGCUGAGAUCAUUUUAGGAGUAAAAUAACAGUUUGAUAUGUUUACAAAACGGUAUCACAUGUCAUGAUGUGUUUAUUACAUUUGCCAUGUAAAUAGAAAUUGUUAGGUUAAAAUUGGACUGAAGGUUAGUUUUCUGUAAACAAAAAAUGAUGUGUUUUCUCAACUUGUCUUUUCAUUCAACUGGGGAUGUUUCAGAGUUACAUGGAUACAAGUGCACCUCCAAUUUUUGCCUUAGAACUUGCAGAGGCCAUAGUUCACAUUCAAGUGAAGUGAGUGUAUGCAGGGGCCUACACCCCCCCCCCAUCCCUGAGUCACACCCAGUGCAGACCUUCUCACACUUAUCUACCUGUGAAAUCCUUCAUACCUCUCAUUACUGGUCAAUGACUGUAUCAGCAAACUUCAUCAGGUGUUUUUUCUACAUGCUUUUUACACAGAUUAUAUGGAUUAUUGUAUUAGUAGAUUUUGGUUCAUUAUUUUUAAUGUAAAAGCUCUUUUACAUUAUUUUUUCUCUCGUUUUUCUAGAACAGUUUUUUGUUAAUAUUGUCAAUUUGAAAUAGCUGUAAUUUGCUUAUUCUCUAUUAAGAGUUCUUACCCUUUUCAUUUUGAAAUGCUACACGACCCUAAUGAAUUAAAAUGACUUAUUAACCAUUUUAAACACGGUAUUGUGCAAACCCCAUUUUCAUUCAUUUCAUUUGCUAGCGUUAUAUAAAUGACAUUUUUGUCUAGACACCAUUUCUGUUUAUGAAAUAAAGAAACAUAUCAUGUG
Molecule: messenger RNA, 8459 nt
Organism: Oncorhynchus nerka (sockeye salmon)
Lineage: Eukaryota; Metazoa; Chordata; Actinopteri; Salmoniformes; Salmonidae
Product: transcription regulator protein BACH2-like
Exons: 5
Coding region: 257-2770 (837 amino acids)
Biological process (GO): regulation of transcription by RNA polymerase II
Molecular function (GO): DNA-binding transcription factor activity, RNA polymerase II-specific; protein binding; RNA polymerase II cis-regulatory region sequence-specific DNA binding
Source: RefSeq, a predicted model, not a curated record